AUGUCCCGACGCGACGUCGACGAAGCCGCCCUGCUCAAGCUAUAUGGUAUAGCGUCUGUAUAUCCCGACCAAUGGGAGUCUAUCGACCACGAACAGGAAGGACCUCUCGCGGGCGCUGGGGGGCUGGGGGAUGAUGGCCGAAAUGCUGGGGAGGUCAAUGAUCCUCUUGGUCUCAGAGGCAAACUCAGUGGGACGAUGGACCUAGACCUCAAGACCCGUGCCGCAACCUCCCUCUCUUCCAAAUCAUUCGACCCCAAAGUCUUUCUCUCGGCCCACCACCCGGACGCUUCGUAUCAAGACUUGAGAAGAGGGAUAUCGAAUCUGGAGCGGGCGAUAGAGAGUCGGUCAGAAGCUGUGAGGAUAUUGGUGGAGGACAACUUUGAUCGCUUUGUGGCCGUCAAGGCUAGUAGUGAAGUGGUGUAUAGGGAUAUGAAGGAAGGAUUUUUAGCGGACGAUACGGACCACGGCACAAGAGAACUACGCGAGAUAUUCAAAGUCGCCGCCCACCGCGCCGACCAAGUCUUCCUCCCCGUCCUCGAAAACGCCGUCAAAGCCUCCAAACUCCGCUCCACCCUCGCCGUAUUCGAAAAAUCCAAAUUCCUCUUCACCCUCCCCGGCCAACUCUUAACCUCCAUCCAAGCCAACCAAUACGACCAGGCCCUGCGCGAUUACAAAAAAGGUCUGUAUUUGCAUGAAUCGAGGAGCGGGGGAGGGGGUGGGGUUAUACCGGGGGUGAAUGCCAGCAGGGAGCAGCAGAAGAGGGUGUUUGAGAAGGUUUGGGGGAGUGUGGAGGGGAUUAUGGGGGAGAUGAGGAAUAAGCUGAAUGCUCAACUCAAGGAUGUGACGAGGGGGGUGGAAGAACAGGAACGGACAAUCGAGAUCUUGAUCGAGCUGGAUCAGAGCGAUGAAGCGGCGUGGACGUAUCUCGAGUACCAACAUGCGCAUAUCCUUCGGUCCAUGAAGGCCAUCUUUAACAAACACCAGGAGAAAGCCCGAGCAGCGGAACGCGCUUGUGCGAACCAGAAUGUUGCUCCUGGUGCAUACCUGGUGCUCUUGAGGCGACAGCUCGCUACGCCCGAGUACCAACCCGAUCCCUUAUCCCCAACCCCCACAGACACCGCCUGGCUCGCCAUCCACCACCUCAGCAAAGACCUCUCUUCCCACGUCUCCAAAUCCUUCUCCGCCUUCUGGCGUAUCGGCAAAUCCUGCAUCCAAGGCCGCUACUCCAAACGCGAAUCCUCCGGCGGCAGCACCAUCCCCCCGUCGAACAGACCGGCGUCGGUGUGUAGGACGAUGGCGUUGGAGAUUAUGAAGUUGUAUGUGGGGCUGGUGUCGGGGUUUUUUAGGUUGUCGGAUGGGGGGGUGGCGGAGAGUGGGUUUGCGAAUGCUUCCGCCGCUAGAGCUAGAGCGGGAGAUGGGCUGCCGCCGGCGUCCCCGUCGACGGGGUGGGUACCACAAGGAAGUACGUCUGUGCUAGUGGGGUACUUCACCGAGAAGCUGGUGGACGAAAUCGCCGACUGCGCCGGCGAGCUCGGGGCUUAUGACGUGGGGAAUAAUGAAGUAAGCUUGAUGAAAGGCCUGGUGGACAGUAUGAAAUGGAAGAUGGAAGAAGUCCUCGCCACGUCUUGGGCUAAAGACGCCAAGCUCCUGCACGGGCUCGAAGACUGGUCCUCUCCUUCUGUCUCUUCCAACAAGGGCUCGAUCAGGUAUUUGGCGGUGGUUGAGAGUUAUCAACUGAGGAUGACGACCGCGGCAAAGAGGGUGGCGGCGAAUACGAGGAAUGGGGGUGGGCGGGAUGAGAAGGAGGGGUUGGGUGGAGGAUUUAAGAGGCGGAUAAGGGAGGUGGUGGUGGAGACGGAGUGUUAUUGCUUUGAUGGCAUUUUGGAGGCGGCGAGGGAUGAGUGGAAGAAUGAGGUUCAGGGGAAAAGGGUGGGGAGAGGGUCGAGGGUUGAGGAGCUUGAUAUCAGUUUGGAAACACGUCUGUUGAUUUCGCUCUCCAAAUUCCACCACCUCAAACAAACGUCCAUCCCUGCCAUCUCCUCAAAGGUUUCCAAACUCUUGGACGUCGAUAUGGCCAAAGAGCAAAGUCUGCUCUUGCAGGUGGUGGGUGGGAUGGACGAGCAGGUGCUGAAAAAGUAUAUUGGCGAGAGGGCCGAGGUGCAGGACAAGAUCGUGAGGGAAGCCGUACUGGAAGGGACUGAUUGGGUCAAUGUGGGCAAGCCUACUGAGAUCCGCCCUUAUAUGCACAAGAUCAUUCUGCUGCUAGUCGACACCCACGCGCAAGUCAGCAAUAUCGCCCCUGCCAGGCUGGCGCAAGUGUUGCAAGCGUUGGUGGAGAAUGUGACGCAGGUCGUCUUGGGCUGUUUCCAACGUAUACGGCAGUAUGGUCUUGGCGGUAUGCUUACUGCGACGGUCGAGAUUGAAUAUUUCCAUUCUGCCGUAUCUCUCUAUAUCACACCACAAGCCAACGGAACGCUUACAAAGAUAUACGAUACCAUCGGCUCGGUAUACGGGCGGCAGCAAAGCCCGGAUGAUUUGAAUAAAGAGCUGGAUGGGCUGAGGAGGCUGUUGGCGGCGAGUCGGAAGGCGAUGGGGAUGGAGACGCUUUGUUUGCGGGCGGUAAAAGAGGGAUGA
Cryptococcus wingfieldii CBS 7118 is the source of this 2634-nucleotide messenger RNA. RefSeq names its product exocyst protein. The coding region runs from base 1 to 2634 and encodes 877 amino acids. Gene Ontology annotation, cellular component: exocyst. NCBI's taxonomy places the organism in Eukaryota, Fungi, Basidiomycota, Tremellomycetes, Tremellales, Cryptococcaceae. The record is from RefSeq and is a predicted model, not a curated record. Gene Ontology annotation, biological process: Golgi to plasma membrane transport; exocytosis. The transcript has 11 exons.